Messenger RNA from Oikopleura dioica, 504 nucleotides. Lineage: Eukaryota; Metazoa; Chordata; Appendicularia; Copelata; Oikopleuridae. The record is from the annotation of a GenBank genome assembly.
AUGCGCCUGAAAGCUUUAUCCUUGCUUUUUCUUGGCGUUUCUGCCAGGGCUGACAACGGAGAACUAACGAAUGAAGAAUGGUGGGAAAAAUAUGGAGUGAAGUCGGUACGAGUUGAGACCAUUGUUCAUCGACGAAAACAUGACUUGAAUAAUUUGCCGGAGUAUGCCAGAAUUGCGGGAGGAUGGAUCGAGGGGAGCCCAACAGCGAACUCAUGGAUCAAAGAUUUCUCAAAAAAUGAAGUCAACCUCUGGCAUAAUUUCAGCUUCAAACAUCUUCAUCCUUGCAAAGAACUCUACAUCAAAUUCCAUAAUCGAAAAGGAGUAGUAAAAGAAGAUCUCCAAAUCACUAACUGGAACCUCUAUCAACUAAGAAGAGAGCUCCGACAAAGAGGAUUCAUGCACAAAGACUCGGAACACCAAAAGCUCACUGAAGAAGAAAAACAAAGCCCUUACAUCAAGUACAUCUACAAGCUUCCUCCCAAGAAGAAAAAAACUGAGCUUUGA